UCAUAUCGCGUGUGAAGAAGUGAACGCUGAGGGUGAUGAGGAUGUGUUUGAGUUUGUCCUUCGUCGAGGACAACGGUUAGGAAUCGAGUUGCGUAAUAAAGAAAUUUCACAAUCGAUUUGGAAAUGUCAGGAAGUGACACGUUCUAGAGAGCAAAAGAGUGGAAGCACUGCGAGCGAACAAUGAAGAGAAGCCACCAGUGAAGAGCUUUUUACUGAAUAAUGAAUUCGGUUUUCUCCACCUAAAGCCUGAAGACCCGGGGUGUGCGUGUGUGCAUGGAAUAAACCCAGGUAUAUAAGAAUUCGAGCAUUUCAAUGGAAAUCAGAGAGGAUAUGAAUGAACAGCUCCUAAGCUGGAGCAAGCAGGACGGAGAUCCCUUCAUCAAUGCAGAGCAGGCUGACAGAAGCUGCGGCGCCGACGACUUCAGCGCCGUCCACGGAAAAGAUCUCCUUCCUGCAGAGAACGGCGAGGAACUGACCAAACACUUCCUGAAGGAGCUACUGAACAUCCUACUGGUGUACAUCAGCAAGUCUAUGAACCGCAGCUCUAAAGUGCUGGACUUCCACCAUCCACACCAGUUGAAGGAAGGACUGGAGGGCUUCAGCCUGGAGCUUCCAGAGCAACCGGACAACCUCGAGCAGCUGCUGGUCGACUGCAGGAACACACUGAAAUAUGGAGUUAAAACAGGUCACCCACGAUUCCUCAAUCAGCUCUCAAGUGGACUGGACAUCAUUGGAUUGGCAGGAGAAUGGCUCACGUCAACUGCGAACACAAACAUCUUCACCUUUGAGGUUGCUCCAGUGUUCGUUCUUAUGGAGGAAGUCCUUCUGAAGAAAAUGCACUCCAUCAUCGGCUGGUCUGAAGAGGAAGGAGAUGGAAUCUUCUCCCCGGGUGGUACGAUAUCGAAUCUCUACAGCAUCCUGCUGGCCAGGUAUCACUACUUCCCCAAAGUCAAGACGGAAGGCAUGCAUGUGCUACCUCGCCUCGCCCUGUUCACUUCCUCACACAGCCAUUAUUCAAUCAAGAAGUCUGCAGCGGUUCUUGGUAUCGGCACUGAAAAUGUCAUCGCUGUGAAGUGUGAUGAAAGGGGCAAAAUGAUUCCAGCAGAACUGGAAUCCAGCAUCAUGGCAGCAAAGGCCAAGGGUCUGGUACCUUUCUACGUUAACGCCACAGCAGGAACCACGGUCUACGGAGCGUUCGAUCCGAUCACGGACAUCGCGAACAUAUGUGAAAGAUGUGGCCUGUGGCUGCAUGUCGAUGCAGCUUGGGGAGGCGGAUUACUGCUGUCCAAGAAGCACAAGACCAAACUGCAGGGCAUUGAGAAGGCUUUUUCCAUCACCUGGAAUCCUCACAAAAUGAUGGGUGCGCCGCUGCAGUGUUCUGCCAUUCUGGUGCGACAGAAGGGUCUGUUAGAGGCGUGCAACAAGCUGUGUGCUGAGUAUCUCUUCCAGACCGACAAGCAGUACGACAUGUCUUACGACACCGGAGACAAGACCAUCCAGUGUGGGAGACAUGUCGACGUCUUUAAGCUCUGGCUCAUGUGGAAGGCUAAGGGAUCAGAAGGUUUUGAACUGCAGAUCAACCACUGCCUGGAGAACGCUGAGUAUCUUUACUACACGCUGAAAAGCAGAACAGAUUUCCAGCUGGUCUUCCAAAACAAACCUGAACACAGUAACGUAUGCUUCUGGUAUCUGCCCAGCCGACUGAGGAACAUGGCCCCAGGUCCUGAUCGAGACAGAGAACUACAUUCGAUCACUCCAAAGAUCAAAGCCAAGCUAAUGGAGAAGGGCGUGGCCAUGAUCAGCUACCAGCCUCUGGAAGAAAAGCCUAACUUUUUCCGCUGCGUCUUCUCCAACCUGGCCACGCAGAGGCAGGACGUGGACUUCCUGUUGGACGAGAUCGCGUGCCUUGGAGCUGAGCUUUAAGCACAAACUAGUCGGCGGCUGAAGCUCACGUCACUGUUUAUGGACUUAGAAAAGAUAAAUAUUAUUCUCGGGGUAUAAUAUAAUAAAGAAGUUUUCAUGUGUAGCACAGAGAUAAAAUAAUUUACACGACUUCUGAAGCUUUACGUUGUUCGUUUCUGGGAAUGCUAGCAUAUUCAGUUUGAGAAAGUGUAAUACUGUAUAUUUAAGAACAUACAAUUAACUGGAGUUGUGGACGUGACGUUUUUCAGUAUGCGUUGAUUUUUCUGCUCCUGAUCUGAAUUAUUAUUAUUAGCUAUUAUUAACUAGCUAACUAUGAUAGACACUUUAAGGCACAGAUCCACUUUAAGGCAAGCCUCGAAUGCUAAAGCAGAUAUUAUCUAAGGGUUGUAGCAUGACACACUGCUACACAGUGAUGACUCAGCAUUGCAUGGGUGUCACUUUAAACCCUGAGAAAUGUCUCAGAGCGACACCUCAGUUUACUAAGAAAAUAUUGUAUGUAACUAUGUAAUAAACCGAAGCACGGAGUUGUCUGAAACUUAACUUGAGGCCGUACAGCACUUUCAGGAUGUAAUGCACUAUAACAAACAUUAUACAUCACGUGCACUAACAUCUUGUUAGCUUGUUAGCUAACAGCUUAUCUUAGUUUCCAGUUAAGUUUCCUUUAAGUAAGUUAUGCGUUGUGUAACAGGAGGAAGAUAUCUGUUGUGAGUUAAACAGAAAAUGCUAAACUUAGCAAUAAUUCAUAACAAUCUUUCUCAUUUGGACUCAAACUUCAUUCGGAAUCAUUCGUGCUUCCUACUGGGUUGGAACUGUGAAGGUUUAAGGGAUCGUGUGGUUCUUAAUAGUUCCUGAUAACUUAUUUAUUAUUAUUCUGGCGCUAGUCGUCUACACGUGGGUUUCAGUUGUGUUUAGAAAACGAAUCAUUUAUAAUUAUAUUGAAAUACAAUUUUAACUUAUAUUUAUACUGUAAUGUGAAUACUUAUGCAGAAAUAGAGUAAGGAUGGUUUUUGGUCUAUGAAAAGCUCAGACUUUGUGUUUGUCCUGUGAGAUAUUCUAGUGAAACCUAGUGCAAUUCAUAAACACGUGCGCACCAGUAUGUGCGGUUAGCGCAAUGUGUGUGUCUUCUAUUUAUGUGUGACCAUUGGGAAUAAUUUUAAAUCAUUUUUUUAAAGGAAGGAAAGAAAAAGAAAAAUUGAUUUGUUUAGGUGAAAAAAAAUGAAGACAAACAAAUAAAAAAAAUCAAAUACAAAUAUUAAUUAAGCAGAA
Messenger RNA from Tachysurus fulvidraco (yellow catfish), 3189 nucleotides. It is a transcript of the gene gad3, whose product is annotated as glutamate decarboxylase 3. Gene Ontology annotation, molecular function: carboxy-lyase activity; pyridoxal phosphate binding. The transcript has 15 exons. The record is from RefSeq and is a predicted model, not a curated record. Gene Ontology annotation, biological process: carboxylic acid metabolic process. Gene Ontology annotation, cellular component: cytoplasm. Bases 313 to 1923 code for a protein of 536 amino acids. NCBI's taxonomy places the organism in Eukaryota, Metazoa, Chordata, Actinopteri, Siluriformes, Bagridae.